AUGACCCGAUCAGCUGAAAUUGAGUUUUUAAAAGUUUAUUUUGUUUUUAUUCUUUUAUCUUAUUUUGGUGGUAAAUCAAUUAUGACGAAACUGAACUUUUAUUCACUUGAAAAAACACCUUAUUUAAACCCUAGAACUGAUAGAAGAGUGGCUGUGGUGACUGGAGGCAAUUCAGGAAUUGGAUGGUAUGAUUGUCUUCAUUUGUAUUUACACGGUUGGACCAUUUAUGUGGUUGGUAGAAAUGAACAGAAGGUUACUUCUGCUAUUCAAAAAAUAGAAGAGGAACUGAAAGUUACUAUUGCAAAGUACCCUGAAGAUCAGUUGAACAAAAGACCAGUGGGGUCAUUGAAGUAUGUACAUGGAGAUUUCACUGAUUUAGCUAGUUGUGAUAAAGCAGCAAAGGAAAUCUUGCUGCAUGAGAAACUUAUUCAUUUGGUUAUUUUGAAUGCUGGCGUGAUGGCUUUACCAUUACAAUUUACCAAAGAUAAUUUGGAAAUCCAAUAUCAAACUAACGUAACAAGUCAGUUUCUUUUGACUAUGAGGUUAUUGCCAGCUGUGAAGGCAGUUGCUGAACAAGGCCAAAUCGUUCCUCGUAUUGUAUUCCUUAGUUCUCUUGCUCAUACAAUGACUCGAAGCUUUGUUAAACCAGGCGACAAAUCGCUUUUUAAAGGACCAAACUUCCUAAAGACAUGGAUGAGAUAUUCUCAAAGUAAAUUGGCAGAUAUCCAUUUAGCCAAACAACUUGCUCAAAGAUACCCCAAGAUUCUUACUUCCUCAGUACAUCCUGGGGUUAUUGUUGACACAGAAUUGUACAGCCAUUGGAAAAAGCUUCCUUUAAUCGGAGUGUUUGCCAGAGGAUUCAUUGGACUUACAGGGAAACUUGCAGGUGUUUCCCAAGAAGAAGGUUGCUUAUCUACCUUGCGUGCAGCUACAGAUCCUAGUCUUACAUUAGAAAAGGACAAUGGGAAAUACUACGAUGCGGGAGGACCACAAAAGGAUCCUUCUGAUAUUGCCAAUAAUGUUGAGAAUGCAAAAUACACUUGGAACUGGAAUGUUUUGGAAUUGAAGGGUAGAGGCUUUGAUGUGGAAGAAGCAUAG
Lizanozyma spartinae is the source of this 1098-nucleotide messenger RNA. RefSeq lists its product as uncharacterized. The record is from RefSeq and is a predicted model, not a curated record. Gene Ontology annotation, molecular function: oxidoreductase activity. NCBI's taxonomy places the organism in Eukaryota, Fungi, Ascomycota, Pichiomycetes, Serinales, Debaryomycetaceae. Bases 1 to 1098 code for a protein of 365 amino acids. The transcript has 3 exons.